GAGANGCCACGCAAGAGAUCUACCGCCGGAUCGAGCGCGAGAAGAAGCUGAUCCAGGCGGCCACGCAGAUGCGACAGGCCACAGGCAAUGCCCAGGUCGUGUCAAAGGCGGAUUCGGAGAUCAGAGAGGCCAGGCGAAACAUUCAAUACUUUGAGCAGAAGCUUAAUGAUUUGCGCGAUCGUAACAUUGGGUCGAGCAUGAGCAAUCUUUCAGUCUCAGGAAAUGGCGGUUCACAGGGUCCUUCUCAUGGCCGCGGAGACUCAACAGGCUCAGGAUACAGGAACGAGCAAGGCUACGGCGGAGGUGCAGACUAUGGCGACCCAGGCCCGGGUGGAUACAGCAUGGGCGGAGCCCCCGGACUCAUGCCCCCGCGAGCGCCUUAUGCCCCGCCUGGACCCGGCGAGAGGACUCCGCGAGCACGCCCUAACUACAGCAAGCUUGAUCUCAUCAAAUACGAAACACCCCACCUAGGUCCCCGCAUACAGCUCAUGUUGUCCCAGCUCGAAUUCAAACUUUCCGUGGAGAAGCAAUAUAAGGAUGGUAUCGAGAAGAUGGUCAAGCUCUAUCAAAUGGAAGGCGAUCGUAAGAGCAGGGGUGAGGCAGAGCUUCGAAGAAUGGAGAGCAACCAAAAGAUUCAGUUGUUGACGAGAGCACUACGAAGAUAUGAGGACCUGCAUGUGGAUGUCGAGAAUGGCGCCGAUGCUGCCGACGACGAUAGCUUAGACACUCCCAGCCAGCGGAAACCUCUCACCGGCCACAUGUCUGUCAGGAUUCAUGCCAUCGACAAUGUGGACCACGCCGCAUCUGGACGAUUUAGUAGAGGCCCGGAUACCUUUGUCGUCAUGAAGGUGGAAGACGUGCUCAAGGGCAGAACGAAAGCUACCAAGACCGAUCGAUGGACCGACGAGAAUCACGAAUUCGACGUAGACAAGGCCAACGAGAUCGAAUUUACCGUGUACGACAAAUCAAGUGGUGACCAUCCCAUACCCAUUGGCCUUCUCUGGAUCCGCUUGUCUGAUCUUGUCGAUGAGAUCCGAAGGAAAAGGAUUGAGACAGAGUUCAACCAGGCAGGCUGGAAGACUGCUGACCAGAUGGACGGCUCGCUGGCAAGACCUGACAUGCAGUUCUCGCCACCGCCGAACUCAUCACAUGGGACGAACGCGCCUGGUGGCGGAUCGAUUGCUGCUGCGGCUGGCGGUCCAGCGGGUUCUGGACUUGCACCUCAGACUGGACCGGUCUACAUUGAUGCCUGGUUCACACUCGAGCCCGUCGGCAAGAUUCACUUGACCCUCAGCUUCAUCAAGCAGGUCAAGGACCGCCGUCCAUUCGAUGUUGGUCUCAAUCGUAAGGGCGCUGUCCGUCAAAAGAAGGAAGACAUCGUGGAGCAAUACGGCCACAAGUUCAUUGUGCAGACAUUCUAUAACAUCAUGCGAUGCGCGCUAUGCGGCGACUUUUUGAAGUAUACCGCCGGCAUGCAAUGCGCUGACUGCAAGUACACAUGUCACCAGAAGUGCUACCAGAAAGUGGUCACCAAGUGUAUCAGCAAGUCCAACGCCGAAACUGAUCCGGAUGAGGAGAAGAUCAAUCACCGCAUUCCACAUCGCUUCGAUGCCUUCUCGAACAUGGGUGCCAACUGGUGCUGCCAUUGCGGAUAUAUGCUACCUAUAGGAAGGCGGCAGGCGAGAAGGUGCACUGAGUGCAAGCUGACGAGUCACGCGAAUUGCGUACACUUUGUGCCAGACUUCUGCGGCAUGAGCAUGGAAAGCGCCAAUCAGAUCCUGGCUGAAUUGAAGAAGACGAAGAACAGCCGUAUGCUCGCCAAUAGCACAAAGCUGAGACCUCCCGGCGUACAAACAAGCGGUAGGCCCACGCCGCCGCCACAAUCUUCAAGCUAUGCGCUUGCGCCUGGACACCAAGACCAAGUUUCACAGAAAGAGCAAGACAGGCUACAAGACAGGUUCUCGUACGGCAAAGACCGCAUGUCCGACUCCUAUGAGCAGCCACCCAGGACUUCCUCCUUCGGACCGCCUCCUGGUGCUGCGGACGCUGGAAAAGCUGCGAUGGGCGGUGGCCAGACACCUUCCUCUCCAGAAUCCGGCCACCGUCCUCCUGCUCAUCGCACACAGUCUUCGCAAUCUUCUGCCGCCGCAGCCGCUGCAGCAGCUUCCGUUGCCUUGGCUGGCAAGCGAACUUCCGGCAACGACCGUCCACCGUACGACCGAGGGACGACGGAUCCAUAUACUCAACAGCAACGGGGAUCAGGUGGGUAUGCCGAUGGCUACGCAGAGAGCAAGCGUAUUGCGCCUCAGCCUGGGCAGCAGCAGUCCACAUACAAUCCUGCUGACUAUGCUGCUGUCGCUGGGUACUCUUCCGGACCUCCUUAUCAGCAAACGGUAUCGCCGCCGCCUCAGCCACCUGCCAAGAAUUAUCCUCCGCAACCAAUAUCGCAGGGCCCGCCACCCGCGACUGCACAAGGACGACCGCAAUCGCCGGCUGCAGUGCCCGCUCCGAACGUCUCAAUUACCGAGCCCGUGGUCGAACAGCGCAAGCCAGCUCCUCCUGCCAACACUGCAGGUACUGGACGUCGUAUCGGUCUCGAUCACUUCAACUUCCUCGCUGUUUUGGGCAAGGGUAACUUUGGAAAGGUGAUGCUCGCGGAGACGAAGACGACGAAACAGCUUUAUGCCAUCAAAGUUCUAAAGAAGGAGUUCAUCAUCGAAAAUGACGAAGUGGAAAGCACCCGCUCGGAAAAGCGCGUGUUCCUGAUUGCGAACAAGGAACGCCACCCGUUCUUGUUGAAUCUGCACGCUUGUUUCCAAACGGAGACUCGCAUCUACUUCGUCAUGGAAUACAUUAGUGGAGGAGAUUUGAUGCUGCACAUCCAACGUGGACAAUUUGGCACGAAAAGAGCACAAUUCUAUGCUGCAGAGGUUUGCCUGGCGCUGAAGUAUUUCCACGAGAACGGCGUCAUUUACCGUGAUCUGAAGCUGGACAACAUUCUGCUUACUCUUGAUGGGCACAUCAAGAUUGCAGAUUACGGUCUGUGCAAGGAAGACAUGUGGUAUGGCUCAACGACAAGCACAUUCUGCGGUACCCCGGAAUUCAUGGCGCCUGAGAUCCUGUUGGACAAGAAGUACGGACGUGCUGUGGAUUGGUGGGCAUUUGGUGUCCUCAUCUAUCAAAUGCUCCUCCAGCAAUCGCCGUUCCGCGGUGAGGACGAGGACGAAAUCUACGACGCAAUUCUGGCCGAUGAACCGCUCUAUCCAAUUCACAUGCCAAGAGACAGUGUCUCGAUACUUCAAAAGCUCUUGACACGAGAGCCGGAACUGCGACUUGGCUCUGGACCUACCGAUGCCCAGGAGAUCAUGUCCCAUGCCUUCUUUAGGAACGUUAAUUGGGAAGAUGUCUACUACAAGCGGGUUCCUGCACCUUUCCUCCCGACUGUGAAGAGCAGAGCGGACACCAGCAAUUUCGACUCGGAGUUUACUAGUGUUACUCCAGUCCUGACGCCGGUACAGAGUGUGCUAUCGCAAGCUAUGCAAGAGGAGUUCCGAGGGUUCUCUUACUCGGCAGAUUUUGUUUGAGUCUCGAUUGCGUUUUGACAGGCAACGAGAAUUCUUCCCUCUUGUGGCGCAUGGCUGUGCUGAUACCCAGGAUCUGUUGCACCACUGUCGAUGUAGCACAUUUGCCACUACAUCGAUGCUCCUCUCAGUGAAGGGCAUGACCGAGACCGACUAGCCGGCAGAGGACUGGCAUGUAUGAGGAGGGCACGACAGACGCCGACAUUGAAGAUGAUGAUAAUGCCGAUCCGUGUCUCGACAGGUGACAGAGAACAAAUAAUACUUUUGACAGUGAACAUGACAAUUGAGGUGACGCUGAUGCUGACCAAGCAAAUCUUUGUAUACAGUAGCGACUGCCUCCUCCCACUGGCAACAGAGCUAGAUAGACGUUCUCCAAACAGGGCAGUUGUUGUCCUCGCUUGUACCUGCUGACAAAUGUGUGGAUCCUCUCUUGCCACAAAGUUCCACUAUGGCACUU
Molecule: messenger RNA, 4038 nt
Organism: Cercospora beticola
Lineage: Eukaryota; Fungi; Ascomycota; Dothideomycetes; Mycosphaerellales; Mycosphaerellaceae
Gene: PKC1
Product: protein kinase C
Biological process (GO): signal transduction; fungal-type cell wall biogenesis; protein phosphorylation
Cellular component (GO): cytoplasm; nucleus
Molecular function (GO): diacylglycerol-dependent serine/threonine kinase activity; ATP binding
Source: RefSeq, a predicted model, not a curated record